Molecule: messenger RNA, 1020 nt
Organism: [Candida] anglica
Lineage: Eukaryota; Fungi; Ascomycota; Pichiomycetes; Serinales; Debaryomycetaceae
Source: the annotation of a GenBank genome assembly
AUGUCUGCAAUUACUGUCUUUCUUUCAGGAGCAACCGGGUUCGUUGCUCAACAUCUUAUCAAACAAUUGCUUACCAAAGGUUACAAAGUCAUUGGUUCUGUGAGAUCUACUGAAAAGGGGGAAGCAUUGAAGAAGAACCUCAAUUCGGAAGAUUUCGAAUACGUCAUUAUUUCUGACAUUCAGACUAAAGGCGCUUUUAAUGACGUGUUGAAAAGCCAUCCAGAAAUUACUAUUGUGUUACAUACAGCUUCUCCUUUAUCAUUCAACGUGACUGAUCCAGAAAAAGACUUCUUGAUUCCUGCAGUUGAAGGGACUAAAAAUGCCUUAAAUGCUGUUAUUGAAUUUGCUCCUCAAGUAACAAGUUUCGUUUUAACUUCAUCAUAUGCUUCAAUCUUUACUAGGUCUAAAGAAAGAGAUAAUACCGCUACAUUCGAUGAAUCUUCAUGGAAUGAUAUUACUUGGGAACAGUCAAAGGAAAAUUUAUUGACUGGAUAUCUUGGUUCUAAAACUUUUGCUGAAAAGGCUGCCUGGGAGAUUAUAGAAACCAAAAAGCCUUCAUUCAACUUUUGUACUAUCAAUCCAGCUUGUAUUUUCGGUCCACAAGCGUUUGAUUCAGAAGUAAAGGAAACAAUGAAUGCUUCAGUAGAAAUAUUACACCGUUUGAUUAAGUUGAAGUCUACUGACCCAGUUCCUGCUCAUGCUGCCGGUUUUAUUGAUGUAAGAGAUGUAGCAGCAGCUCAUAUUGUUGCAUUUGAAAAUAAAGAAGCUGACUCGAAAAGAUUAAUACUUUCAGAUAAGAGAUUUUCUUCUCAAGGUUUACUUGACAUUAUUAAUGAAAACUUUCCUACUUUGAAGGGUAAGCUUCCAAUUGGGAACCCAGGAACUUCUGAUGAACAUACUAAAGUUUUGGCUGCUAUAAACAAUGAAUUGACGAAAAAAAUUCUAGGAUUUAAAUUCAUUUCAUUGGAAAAAUCUGUUAUUGACACAGUUGAACAAAUUUUAUCUGUCAAGGAAAAAUAA